CUACACUUUACUAUAGCCUUCCUUCUCUUACUGCCCUUUCUGCCCUUCUGCCGUUGACCCGCAUUUCGAUAUUCCCAAGCGAUCAAGCGAGGAUUACAUACCUUCGUAUAAUUCCCAUUCUCCAUAUCACAUCUAUCUCUAUCUCUUGUCACUCACCCCCAGCCGCCCAUCCGCCCAGCCCUUAUCCACGCCCGCUCCUCUAUCUACAACUCCCAUCCCCCCCAUCCCGACAAAUAAAAGAGCGAGCGAGCGAGCGAGUCCGCCAGCUAGCGAGCUAGAGCACACGACGAAAUCCUUCCAACAACCACCCACCCCAACCAUCACCACCACCACCCUCCCUCGCCAUGAACAAACUCGCCAACAUGCGGCAUUGGUCCGAGAAGAUGGGACCCGGCUUCGGCAUGUCGCGCCCCAACCCCAACAUGCCUCCCAACAUGCCUCCCGGCGUGGCACCACCCGCACAACACCACAAGGGCUCACACAACGGCGGUCCCUCGCCCAUCCCCCAAACCGCCGCCGACGCAUUCAUCCACUACUCGUUCAACGUGCCCUUCGCCUCGGAUCUCGAGGGUCCCAUAAUAGAGGAUAUCGUGCACGCGACGCCGGAUGCCUGCGAGAGGUGGACGCACCCGGAGUCGGCGCCGGAUGGGGUGCCGGUGCAUGAGCUGCCGGUGCAUGCGAUGAAUGUGUUGAAUCUGAGGAAGCUGUGUAGGGAGAUUACGAAUGGGCCGUUGCCGAUUGAGGCGCAUGUUAUUUGCUCGGAGCCGAAGAGGGUGAAGGGCGAGAUUGUGAAUGUGUGUCUCUCGGGUAGCCCGGAGUUGGUGCAGAAGAGUCGGGAGACGAUAUUGAAUGAUAUUCCGCUGGCAUUGCGGUGCUCGGUGGUGGAUAUUGAUGGCGAGUUGGUGCUUGAUCAGGCGGGGACGGCGUUGAAGACUUUCGUGAUCGAGCAUCUGGAUGAGGUGUCGGAGUUCUGUGGUGUCGAUAUCUUUCUUCUAGGGCCGAAGUUCAAUACCAUUGCGUCGGGGAUCAACGGGAACGGCGAGGCGGGUCAGGAUCAGAGGUGGAGGGUUGCGAUAUACGGCGAUAUGGAGAGUGCGGAACAUGCAAAGACACGAGUUCUGGUCUUCAUCGACAGACUACUGAGGCGAAGCGUUGACGCCAUGCUGCUGGAGCUCUCGUUACACACCGUCAUCUGCGGCAGGUCGAGGAAGAAUAUCAAGCAUAUUGAGUCGACGACGAAUACGGCUAUUUAUUUCCCGCCGCCGUUUUCGCAGGUCUAUAGAUACUGUCAUCCUGGUGCGAAACGCAGGAAUCCGGAGGAGAUAUUCAUUACGGGGGAGACGCCACAGGAUAUUGCGUUGGCGAAGCAGAAGAUCCAUGAGUUGGUGCAGCGGACGAGGCUGUUCAUGAAGGACUGCAUGGUCUCGCCGGCCAAGAUCGAUAGCAUCCUGCUUGGUCGGCUCGAUAAGGUCCGGAAGAUCAUGGAGACGAACGGCACUUUCGUUUUGUUCCCGCAGCUUGGGGCUCAGCGCAACUUGGUGCGGAUUCAAGGUGUUGAAGGUCUUCAUGUCGAGAGGACCAUUCGCGAUAUUAUGGGACUCACUGGCCAGUUCUACAGUGCAUCGUGGUGGAUUCAAGCACCACACGGUGGACGCAUGCCAUCUCCACAAGAGACACGGUCCAUGCUACCUGACAUCUGCGCCAACUCCGACGCCGACCUAACGCUGGACAAGUUAACGUUUUCCAUCACUGGCUCCGACGAUGCCGUCAAGGAUGCACUAGCUGUUAUCUCCGAAAUCCCCUUCGUGGCCCGCUCCCAGUACCAGAUCCGAGUGAAGAUCGAGCUCGCAAACGAGCACAAGGAGUUCGUCAGCGGCAAGAAGAACGGCAAGAUCAACAAGAUCAUGGGCCAGAGCAGCGUGCAGAUCAUCUUCGACGGCUUCAACGAGUACAACUUCAACAUCGAUGUCUGCUCGAGCCAGUACGAGGCUAUGAAGACGGGACUAUCUCUUGUUGAGCAAGAAAUGCCCGCUUCGAUAUCCUUCCACGUUCCCGACCAGUAUCACAAGCGCAUUAUCGGAAUCGGCGGCCAACAUAUCCAGCGUAUUAUGAAGAAGCACUCCGUCUUUGUCAAGUUCUCGAAUGCCAUGGAUCGUGGAGGCAUCGGUCGCGACGAGGACGACAUCAAGGUCGACAACGUCAUCUGCCGUACGCCCGCUCGCAAUGCUGGAGCACUUGAGCUCGUCAAAGCCGAGAUUCUGGACAUGGUCGACCGUGUUGAUUCCGAGUUCACCAACCAGACUGUCAACGUCAACAGACUGUACCAUCGCCAGCUCAUCGCACGUAUGGGCCAACUCGACGAGCUCGAGAAAAAGUGGAACUGCAAGAUCAUGUUCCCUAGCACCGAGCAGGCCAGCGACGACGUCAUUGUGUCCGGCCCGGAAUGGCAGGUCCCACACUGCGUGGACGAGUUCUUAGGCAUGGUUCCCGAUACCCACGACCUUGUCCUCGCCAGCUCGCCCGAGCUGCUCAAGUUCCUCGAGUCAGAGGAAUUCGUCAAAGAGACGAUCCCCAAGAUGAAAGCCCAAUACGUCGUCGAGCUACAAGUCAAAAAGGACCCCGCCGAGGUGACCGAAGACGGCAAGCCCACCGUAACCCUCAUGUGGUCCUUCACGCGCAACAACGCCGGCGGCGUCCGCGACGCAAUGGACUACCUAAUCCAACUCCUCCUCCCCGCCGGCGCCGAAGUCAACAUCGUCAAGGGCGCCAUCCCCCGCCCCAAAUCCGACUCCUUCGAGGAAUCCCUCCGCUUCUUCGACUCCAAGCUCCUGCAACACGCACCCGCACCCGUCGCUGGCACUGACUCCCCUACUAAAUCCGCGUUCAACGAAGAUGUCUCCCGGGAACGCAGUAAUAUCUUCGAUAAGCUGCGGAAGCCGGGGAGUAUGACGUCUAUCUCGGCGUUUUUGGAUCGCCGCAAGAACUCCUCGCAGUCUCCUGCUGCGACGAGUAGUUUCUUCAAGAAUGGAUCGAGCAAUGUGUCGAAGUCGUCGUUGAUCUCAGUCGAGUCCACGAGGAGCUUUAAUGCGAAUCGCGAUCCGUGGAAUGAUAGUGGUGUUAACCUCCCCGACGAUGAAGGGGGGGCGACGUGGUCGAGGCCCUUCUCUAAUGGGAAUGGGAGUAUUCACCUUAACCAAUCUGGGCAUCAUGGUGAUACGACGCCAAAGCACAAUAUGAGGAUCUCGACGGAUAGCGGGAGGCCUUCGACUUCGAAUUCGACGAACUCGGGGUUCCCGGGCCCGAUUGGGACGCCUCGUUAAAUUUGUUUCUCUACUCAUCUUCUCACCACCGUUUUUUUCUCACUUGAUGGAAAUGGUGUGUGUUGUGUGAUGAGAGAAUUUUUAUUUUCACACCAACUCGACUCUCUCCUCUUUACUCUAUUCUCAGUCUCUCUUCCUUACCGGCUGGAUAUACCCUGGGAAAACUCGCGUACAACUCAAAAUACCCCCCCCAAACAUUUGGUUUUUGUUCUGCUUUUUAUUUCGGAUAUCAUCUCUUUUUUCUCCCUCUUUGGUGUUUAUGCUUGAUUUUUUUCGUGCUUUUUACAGUUUUGUUUUUGUGUGUGUCGGUGCUACUCUACUCGUUUAUACCUUGGUCGUCGUCGAAGUCCUUUUUUCUUCGUUGAAAAAAAAAAGCUGCUGUGUAGACCGGUGUGUGUGUGUGUGUGUGUGCGGCAUGUUAAGUUGAUACCAGUGGACGGUGUGUGGGUGCAGAGGGAAUACCUAUUUGCUUGUUAUUUGCGCAAAGGCGGACGGAAAUGGAUGGGUGCGGGCGGAUGGGGUAUCCGCGUCGCCUGGGGUCAUGAUGCAUGAUGGGGAAGGAUACGCUUCUUAUGAGAGGGCGAUGGGACGGGGAAGGGGAUGCGGAUGAAGACGCUGGCGGAGAACAUUUACGAACGGGGUGAUAGAAAUGAGCAGCACUCCAUCCAUAGUCAAAUGAUAGAUGCACGUCUAGACUCGUCAUGAAAUAUAAAAAUCCCAUGUUUUCGAACUC
Molecule: messenger RNA, 4053 nt
Organism: Pseudogymnoascus verrucosus
Lineage: Eukaryota; Fungi; Ascomycota; Leotiomycetes; Thelebolales; Thelebolaceae
Exons: 3
Coding region: 345-3320 (991 amino acids)
Biological process (GO): nuclear division
Cellular component (GO): cytoplasm; nucleus
Molecular function (GO): mRNA binding
Source: RefSeq, a predicted model, not a curated record